UCUUGAUGUUCUUGCCUUCUUGGUUGCUCCAAUGACUCUCAGGCCAAGAGGGUCCGAGUUCUUGAGCUUUCAUGCAGGCAAUUUCCUAAUUCCUUUCUUCUUAUUCCUUUUUUUUUAAUUUUUAGGUGUUUUUAAACGUUAUAAUUCUUAAUUAUUGGUUGAAUUAAGAGCAGCAGGAGGCAGAGGAGUCUUUUUGCAUAUUGGAUGAACUAUUAAAAAAAAAUUGUUACGGAGCUAACGGAUGACCCGUUAGCUUAAUUGGUUAAGUUCGGAUGAUCCGUUAACUUAAUGGGUUGGAUUUGGAUGACCCGUUAAAUUAACGGAUUAGAUUGAACCCAACCCAAACUCAAUAAACCCGACCCGUUUACAGGUCUAGUGCUAAUACUAGCAUUACUCCUUCCAUCGCCAGAGAAUACGGUGCUCAAGACACGGUUGGUCACGAUUAUGGCAGGAAAGAGCACCAUGGUGCCACUGGCAUGCUUCAUCGCUCUGGCAGCUCAAGCUCGAGCUCUGGAGGUGGUGGGAGGAGAGGGGCUGAAACAGAAGAUAAAGGAGAAGCUCCCAGGUUCAACCACAACUGACACAACAUACGACACCACCUACCCCGGAAGGCACCACCAGGAGAAGGGAAUGAAGGACAAGAACAAGGACAAGCUGCCGGAGGGCCACAAGGAUGACCCCUACUACUCAACACCACAUACCACUUUGACCACCACUACUUACGGCGUCACCACUUACAUGGAGGAGCACCACGAAAAGAAGGGGAUUAUGGACAAGAUCAAUGAGAAGCUUCCCAGCGGACACCACUGGCGAUUAUAAUAUUAUUCCUGUAAUAUAAGUCAAUUACAGUAUAAUGUAGUGGUUUAGCGUUGUUAAUCAUAUAAUAAGCUAUAGUAGUGCCUAAUAUCAGAGUGUGCAAGG
Molecule: messenger RNA, 921 nt
Organism: Malus domestica (apple)
Lineage: Eukaryota; Viridiplantae; Streptophyta; Magnoliopsida; Rosales; Rosaceae
Source: RefSeq, a predicted model, not a curated record